Molecule: messenger RNA, 1627 nt
Organism: Harpegnathos saltator (Jerdon's jumping ant)
Lineage: Eukaryota; Metazoa; Arthropoda; Insecta; Hymenoptera; Formicidae
Exons: 2
Coding region: 348-1325 (325 amino acids)
Source: RefSeq, a predicted model, not a curated record
ACUAUACAUAAAAAAAUGUACAGAAUUAGCAAAUUGCACGCACUCUUUUCCUUCGUGGCGAGACAGAAACGAUAACGUUGCGUUUGCGACUGCAAUGCAUACUUUUCUUUUUAUUCUCCUGUGUAUUCGCGGAAGAUUCGCGGUGCCCUCGCGCGAGGCGUUUCCGCCGCCGUGCCAGUGCAGUAUCAACGCAGCUGGAGAGAAAUAAAUCGCGCUGGCCAUGGGGACUGCGUAGCAGUCGCUCUCGGUGCUCCGGUCGCUUGUUUUCUUUGUUUGUUUUCAGUUUCGCCCAGGAUUAUCUGUCCGCCGUCGAGUUCCCCGGAAUUCGAUUCGAUUCGCGACGCGACAUGGCCACGAUCGAUUCCACGAGCUUUCUGCUUUCGUUGCUUUGUUUCAUUACGCUGUUAACCUCGUCUGUCAGUGCUGUCGCUGAGCCAGAUGGUACGUCUUCGGCCUUGCAAUCUCCGAGCCAGGACUCUCUGUCCAAAUCGACGACAAUCGGAGGACUCCUACGCAGUGACGUCGUCGACGAUGAAAAGCUACGGAAGAAUGACGUGAAUACAUCAAUGAUGGUGGAAGGAGGACCAAUAUUGAUAUCCACGAGCACCCCACAACAAGUGGACACAAAGACUGCGAUUGAGCCAGACAUCUCCGAUGAGACUACAGCGAGAGAAAACAUGCUUAAGGAAAGAAACGCUGCACCUUCUGUAGUCCCGAGAAAAGGAGUCCAAGAGAAAAAGGUCAAAGCAAGGAAAGGCGUGAAUCAGUCCAGCCAGGAACUGGAACAAGUGACCAUGUCGAUCAGUCAGACGACUCUCGAGGAUAUAAAACCCAUAGUGGAAAAUACUGCCACAACAGCACCUGCUCAUACCAGUGAUCAAGCUGAAACUUCCAAUGUUGACGCAUCAAAAUUAAACAGCACUACUUCAUGGCCUAAUGACAACUUAGAUCAUCACAGUGUGAACUCCAGUUCAAUUCCAAUGCCAGAGAACAUAACUACCUCUCACACGGAGGCCAUGAAUGACACAACGGUGCAAAAGUCUUCCUCUCCAGUAGAAAAGAAGCAUAUACCGAAGCCUAAACCAACAGUAACGACUGUCGGCAAAUCGGAAAUAGACGUAUCCAGGCUACCUUCGCGAAACAAGAGUUCUCCGUUAGGCACGCCGAAAAAGAUUGAUUAUAUCAUACCAGUCAUUAUAACGAUUAUCGCUUUACCUCUAUUGGGUACAGCCAUUUUUGUAUUGUACAGACGCGGUCGAGAUUGCUGGGACAAGAGGCACUAUCGAAGGAUGGAUUUUCUGAUCGAUGGAAUGUACAACGACUGAGAAAGAGAGAGAGAGAGAGAGAGAGAAAGCGCUGCAAAAUCGAAAAUUUGCAUCACAUGAGAUUACACGGGCGUGUAAUGCAAGGAGAAAUCAGUCGUCCAUUUUCCACGUUCUUUCGCGGAUGCAAUUUUAUACACGUACUUUUGGAGUAAUUGUUACCAAGCGAUAUAGCGUUGAUUUCUUAUCACCUAAUAACGUCCAAGCGAAGGUUACACCUGUCACCGCUCAGGCCCGUUAACACGCUCGUUAUCAGCGUCACACAUAUACGACACCCCGAUUUCUUAUCGAAGACAUCAGUGUCA